AUGUCAGUAGGUGAAGACCCAGCGGUGUUCCAACAUGUCGGCGCGGUCUUUCUAGACAAUGUAUCCUCGCUCGUACUGGCAACCUUGCUCUAUGGCAUAGGAGCACUGACUCGUGCUAUUCAAGGGGUUCUCCUGGUUCUCGCAACGCUUUCAACGUAUCUCGUUCUCCGCAAGGAUUGGACAAAGGCCAACUUUAUUAUACUGACUCUCACUCUGACCAUGUUCGCGGCGUCCACAAGCUGUUGGGCUGUGGAACUAGUCACUGUCUUGAGGCAAAUACGGGGCAUCCUGGUUAUGCAGCCCGAUCAACCUUUGGAGAAUAAAUUCGCUUGGGUCAAUGCUUGGGUCAACGGGAUGAGAGUCUCAACUCUCUAUCUGCCCAUGAUCAAUUACAUCCUGGGUGACGCCAUCGUCGUCUGGAGGGCGUGGUCAUUGUGGCACGAUAAUCGCAAGGUCAUGGCAUUGCCGAUCGGUCUCUUGGCGUGCGCUUUCGGAUACAUGGCCAAAUCUUUGACCUCUGACACCAUCGAGAUACAGGCCGCCAUCAAUUACGCUCAGUACGCAACGUGGAGUCUGGAACUUGGAACGAAUAUAGCGGCUACUGCGCUCAUUGCGAUCAAAGCUUGGCAACAUCGGCGGCUCAUUAGGAACAUCAAUACUAGAAGACGAACCGUCGGAGAAAGGGUCCUAGCCCUGCUUGCAGAGUCUGGCGUGCUCUACUGCCUCAUGUGGGCGACAAGUCCUCAGAUUGCAGGCAUAUACCCGACUAUGAUUAUAGUCCUGGUCAGCCUCCAAAAAACCGUAUGGGACUUGUCCGAUAUCCCUGUAGGGGAUGCCGGCUCCAUGAGCUUCGCAAGGCCUCGAUCUGCCGCUGCCAUUCCAGGUAUUUCUGUCGAGGCUUUCACCAGACCGCAUAUGUCUGGAGGAGCUACCUUUCAGAUGGGCGCCGUCCAGGAUACGGGCAUACACGACUAUACUAACCAAGGGAAGCCAGCUGAAUUAAAUAUAACAUCCCAAGCCUAA
Messenger RNA from Heterobasidion irregulare TC 32-1, 1023 nucleotides. RefSeq lists its product as uncharacterized. The record is from RefSeq and is a predicted model, not a curated record. The coding region runs from base 1 to 1023 and encodes 340 amino acids. The transcript has 8 exons. Lineage: Eukaryota; Fungi; Basidiomycota; Agaricomycetes; Russulales; Bondarzewiaceae.